GUGACUCGUGGGAGGAGUUCUGUGUGCUCCUCCGUAAUUGUCCUUUGCUGAGAGAAGGUGUGUGCUUGAGAAGGAGUUUAACCUGGAGGAUCAUUAAUCCUUUUAGCCAGUUGGGGCACAGGAGCCGAAGUGGCUCUGCGGGUUUGUCCUACAAGAGUCUGCUCAGGAGGGCAGAGGAGGAGUGACAUCGCUUUUUCAUGGGGGACAAGCAGAAGGCUGUGCUCAAUGAAGGACAAGAGAACGAGAUGGAAAUGUUUGGCUAUCGGACUGUCGGCUGCCAGAAAGCCCUCUGUCUUGCUGGAUCCAUCUUGUCCUUGGGCGUCCUCCCUUUGGUGUUUUACUGGAGACCGGCGUGGUAUGUUUGGGCAAACUGUGUCCCAUGUUCCUUGCAAGAAGCAGAUACUGUUUUACUGAGGACCACAGAUGAAUUCCAGACUUACUCUUGGAAAAAGGUAACAUGGGUCCACCUAUCAACUUUAAGCAGCACAUUUGGGCUCACUCCUGGACACCCCCUCAUUACGGAUGAGGACUCUAUCAUAAACAGAGCCAUCCAGAAGCCAGACCUAAAGGUGAGAUGCAUAAAAGUGCAGAAAAUAAGAUAUGUUUGGAAUAAUUUAGAAGGACAGUUCCAAAAAAUUGGCUCUCUGGAAGACUGGCUCAGUUCUGCCAAGAUACAUCUAAAAUUUGGAUCAGGUCUAACAAGAGAAGAACAAGAGAUUAGGAGGCUAAUAUGUGGGCCUAAUACUAUUGAUGUUGAAAUCACACCUAUUUGGAAGCUGCUCAGCAAGGAGGUUCUAAAUCCCUUUUACAUAUUUCAACUCUUCAGUGUCUGCUUGUGGUUUAGUGAAGACUACAAGGAAUAUGCUCUUGCCAUCAUACUUAUGUCCAUCAUUUCUAUAUCUUUGACCGUGUAUGACCUCAGACAGCAAUCUGUAAAACUCCACCGUCUAGUUGAAGCACAUAAUAGCAUUACAGUCUCUGUAUGUGAGAGAAAAUCUGGAGUCCGACAGCUGGAGUCGCGCUUCUUGGUACCCGGAGAUUUGUUAAUUUUGACAGGGAACAAAGUGCAAAUGCCGUGCGAUGCCAUCCUGAUCGAUGGCAACUGUGUGGUAGAUGAAGGCAUGCUGACAGGAGAAAGUAUCCCAGUCACCAAAACUCCACUACCCAAGACGGAUAGCCCUCUGCCCUGGAAAACGCAGAGCGAAGCAGAUUACAAGCGGCACAUCCUCUUCUGUGGGACAGAGGUGAUCCAGACCAAGGCAGCUUGCUCCAGGAUGGUGCGAGCAGUGGUGGUGCAGACAGGAUUCAACACUGCAAAGGGGGACCUCGUGAGAUCCAUUCUUUACCCCAAGCCAAUGAGUUUUAAGCUCUACAGGGAUGCCAUCAGGUUCCUCCUAUGCCUCGUGGGGACAGCCACCAUUGGCAUGGUUUAUACUCUGUGUGUCUAUGUGCUCAGUGGGGAAUCUCCGGAGGACGUCGUGAAGAAAGCUCUGGAUGUGAUCACUAUUGCAGUUCCCCCCGCCCUACCUGCUGCCCUGACCACAGGCAUCAUCUAUGCCCAGAGGAGGCUGAAGAAGAGGGGCAUCUUCUGCAUCAGUCCCCAGCGGAUCAACGUGUGUGGACAGUUAAACCUUGUCUGCUUUGACAAGACAGGCACCCUAACUUGUGAUGGCUUGGACCUCUGGGGCGUUGUGCCUUGUGACAGGAAUGGCUUCCAGGAAGUGCACAGCUUUGCUUCUGGCAAGGCCCUGCCAUGGGGCCCCCUGUGUGCGGCCAUGGCCAGCUGCCACUCUCUGAUCCUGCUUGAUGACACCAUCCAGGGGGACCCUCUGGACCUCAAGAUGUUUGAAGCCACCACCUGGGAAAUGGCCGCAUCUGAGGACGAUUUCCAUCUCAAGGGAGUGCCAGCACAUGCUGUGGUAGUUAAGCCCCGCAAAAGCGCCCGUCAGGCCCCCGUGGAAGGCAUUGCGAUCUUGCACCAGUUCCCGUUCUCAUCGGCCCUGCAGAGGAUGACAGUCAUCGUCCAAGAGAUGGGCGGCGACCGACUGGCAUUCAUGAAAGGCGCGCCCGAGAGGGUGGCCAGCUUUUGCCAACCCGAGACAGUGCCAGCUAGUUUUAUUAGUGAACUUCAGAUUUACACGGCACGGGGAUUCCGGGUGAUAGCGCUGGCCUACAAGAAGUUGGAAGCUGACCACCACACAUCUGCCUUAACAAGGGAGAAGGUAGAAUGUGAGCUGGUAUUUCUGGGAUUACUGAUCUUGGAGAAUCGAUUGAAGGAAGAGACCAAACCUGUCUUGGAAGAGCUCAUCUCUGCACGGAUAAGGACUGUAAUGAUCACAGGUGACAACCUUCAGACCGCAGUAACAGUGGCCAGAAAGUCUGGGAUGGUUUCUGAAAGCCAGAAAGUCAUUCUCAUUGAGGCAGAUGAAACCACUGGGCCCUCAUCAGCAUCUAUAUCUUGGAAAUUACUGGAAGAGAAGAAACACAUUGCAUGUGGGAAUCAGGACAAUUAUAUUAACAUCAGGGAAGAAGUCUAUGAUAACGGCACAGAAGGGAGUUACCAUUUUGCCUUAGAUGGAAAAUCCUUUCAAGUUAUAAAUCGAUAUUUCAGCAGCCUCCUGCCAAAGAUACUGAUCAAUGGGACGAUCUUUGCCAGGAUGUCUCCUGGGCAGAAAUCCAGUUUGGUGGAAGAGUUUCAGAAACUGGAUUACUUUGUAGGUAUGUGUGGAGACGGCGCCAAUGACUGUGGGGCUUUGAAAAUGGCCCAUGUGGGCAUCUCUUUGUCAGAGCAGGAGGCAUCUGUGGCCUCACCAUUCACUUCCAAGACACCAAAUAUUGAGUGCGUGUCUCACCUUAUCAAGGAAGGACGCGCGGCUCUCGUCACCUCAUUUUGCAUGUUUAAGUACAUGGCUCUGUACAGCAUGAUUCAGUAUGUUGGCGUUCUGCUGCUCUACUGGGAGACAAACAGCCUUUCGAAUUACCAGUUUCUGUUCCAAGAUCUGGCCAUCACAACGCUCAUUGGUGUGACAAUGAACCUGAAUGGUGCCUAUCCCAAGCUGGUGCCUUUCAGACCUGCAGGAAGGCUGAUCUCUCCACCUCUGCUGCUGUCUGUCAUCCUCAAUAUCCUUCUCAGCCUGGCCAUGCAUAUUGUGGGCUUCGUCCUGGUUCAGAAGCAGCCCUGGUAUUCCAUGGAGUUACACAGUGUGUGCACAGUGCAAUAUCAAAAUGCUUCAAAAUUAACCAUUUCUCCAACCACUCCUCAAAAAACUGGAGCUAAUGGUUCCUAUGCAAGUUUUGAGAACACAACUGUAUGGUUCUUGGGAACGAUCAACUGCAUCAUCGUGGCUCUUGUAUUCUCGAAAGGAAAACCAUUCAGGCAGCCUACGUAUACAAACUAUAUAUUUGUCCUUGUGGUGAUUAUCCAGCUGGGCGUGUGUUUAUUCAUUCUAUUUGCUGAUAUUCCAGACUUGUAUGGGCGUUUGGAUUUGCUCUGCACUCCCACCCUGUGGAGGGUCUACAUUGUUGUCAUGCUGAGUUCCAACUUCCUUGUGUCCUUGUUUGUGGAGGAGGCUGUUAUUGAAAACCGAGCUCUGUGGAUGGCAAUCAAAAGAUGCUUUGGCUAUCGAUCAAAAAGCCAGUAUCGGGUGUGGCAGCGGAACUUGGCAAAUGACUCCAGCUGGCCUCCGCUCAACCAGGUCUCCUACUCGGACAUGCCGGGGUGUGGCAGGGCGGUGUCCUACAGCAACCCUGUGUUCGAGAGCAAUGAGGAACAGCUUUGAAGGAACUGUGAUAUCCAAGUUAAGGUGACAGAGAAACCAGGGAAAAAGGGACCCGUUUCCAUGACGUUCAAGCAAUGGGCUCUUCCAAUAUCAGCUGGACUGUCGGGGCUGUCUAGAAAAUCACAGUGACAAAAUUAGUCUGUUCGAUAAUAAAAUAUUUCCUAAGAGAAGAACACUGCCCCCAGGAGAGUGCUUUCCUCUUGGCUCCGAAUGUAUUGGAGGCAGCUACUGAAGCACAAGCGGGCCAAGGACGGCAAUGGACCAAGAGAGUGGGAAGCGAAGGGAGGAAAAUAUGACUCUUUCAUUUAGUUUUCAGUGCUGCGGCCUCGAAUACGCUAAGCAAGCAUGCUGUAACCCAGAACCACAAUGCCAGCCCACGUAAUCUCUGGUUUUGGGGUAAUACCCUUUCGAAAUGAGUUGAGGGGUGUCCUACUAUGCAUAUGCACAGAAUUG
Molecule: messenger RNA, 4232 nt
Organism: Fukomys damarensis (Damara mole-rat)
Lineage: Eukaryota; Metazoa; Chordata; Mammalia; Rodentia; Bathyergidae
Gene: Atp13a4
Product: ATPase 13A4
Exons: 30
Coding region: 198-3779 (1193 amino acids)
Biological process (GO): polyamine transmembrane transport; intracellular calcium ion homeostasis
Cellular component (GO): late endosome membrane
Molecular function (GO): polyamine transmembrane transporter activity; ATPase-coupled monoatomic cation transmembrane transporter activity; ATP hydrolysis activity
Source: RefSeq, a predicted model, not a curated record